ACAGCUGACGUUGAAACGAUUUAGUUUCGUCGUAGAAACACACAUGUCGCCUGUGCUAUAAAUAGACCACAGCACAUAAAGUGAUAUUAACACUGUGUCGAGUUGACUACCUGUAUUGGGAUCUCGUACCGUACAGGUAGAUCUAGAUUUGUCCAGCUACGUAACAACAUGGGGGUGAAACAUUCGAAAACUGGACGAUACACGGAGGGUUCAUCUUCAGUUAAAUCACCUCCGCCAGUGCGACCACCUUCAAAAUCAAGAAAGAAGCUUCUACUGGCCACAUUUGAAGCGAUAGACACCCAUGCCCUGAAGGCACCGGUUACCGCAUGCGUGUCAGUGACGAAGCUCGCCCAGUAUCUAGUACAGCCGGCCAAGAAUGACAUAGAGAAGGUUCGAGCCUUCUACAAGUGGAUCGCAGAGAAUAUCAGCUACGAUGCCUUUGGUGUACGCUUGAAGACAUACGGACGCCAGGACGCCGAACGUGUGUUACAAAAACGCCAGGGCGUCUGUGAAGGUUAUGCCAACUUGUUCCUGUCUCUCUGCAGUGAAGUAGGAAUCCCCUGUAAAAUGGUGAUAGGAUUCAGCAAGGGACGCAACUACAACCCCGAGAUCGGCUUCACGCCGGAAUCUGAAACAGCGCAUGCCUGGAACAUUGUGUAUGUUAGCGGACAGUGGCUCCCCGUGGACGUGACCUGGGGGGCUGGCAGCGUUAAUGAACACAACAGAUUCCAGAAGCGUUAUGAAGAUAUAUACUUUCUCACAGAUCCAAAAGACUUUGCUGUUAAACAUUUCCCUUACAUGGAUCAUGAUAUGGACAACAGCAAGACGUUGCAGUUACUAAAAAGACCCCUCUCUCUGGAGGAGUUUAACAAAAGCGCUGGAGUCGACACAACUGGAAUAAUAUGGGGCCUUGUGCCAACUUCGCACAAACAACUCACCAUUGAGGUGGAGAAAGAAUGUUCUAUAACGUUUAAAACAAGGCAUAAGGAUCUGCAAAAUAUCUCAUGUCAUAUGACAGACAAAUCGCCAACAGACUACGAGCCAUACGUUGUGUUGAGGAAGACAGGACAGAAGAGAUUUACAAUUGACGUGACACCUCCAAAGACAGGAAAAUACGACCUGAGACUCUACGGAAGAGCAGUUGAUUCCAAUGAAGUUGCUCAUUCCCAAAUAAUCACGUACAAGAUCAACUGCAGAUCAGUUCACGACAAGGUGCUUCCUCGCCCUCUUCACACUGGGUUAUGGGGAGUCAAGCGAGAUGUUGACGUCGACAAGUAUGGCUUCGCGUCCAACGUGAGGUCCAAUGACGUCAUAGUUAGUAAAAAUGGAACAUUCAAAUUAAGGUUAAACACAAGAAGAAAACCAAAAGCAAUAUUUCGACUGGAGGACGCAAACAAAAAGGACCUCCGUCAAUACAUUUGUCCAUACUUGGGUCGCGGGUUUAUAGAAGUCAUUGGGAGUUUACCUAAGGAGGGAGUUUACAAACUGAUUUUGCAUUGCAACUCUGGUGCUGAUCAGAGGGAGUAUGAUCACCUUGGUGAGUGGAUGAUUACAUGUAAUAACCCUCCUCCAGAACCUGCGUUAUAUCCCAUUCAGGAUACACUGUGGGGUGCUCGGCCAGAAGCAGACGAGUACGGAUUCCUGGAUGAUAUCUUCUCCAAGAGCUUGUUCACUACCAGGAAUGGUGAGCUGCAACUGCAACUGAAGACAAGCAAGUUUAUAACGACGUCCGUGAAACUGUACCAACAACUCGCCACCGAGUCCAAGUUGGACAAUCAUGUUUUGGAGUAUUUCAGCGGCAACACGCUGGUUAUCAAAGUAAGGUUACCCAAGGCUGGGUUUUACAAACUGUCCCUUUUCGCUAAGCAUGAGGGCAGGAAAGCGUCCCAAUCCCUCGAUCUUGUUGCGGACUUUCUUGUUGAGAGUAAAUCCGAUGCUGCAAACACGAAGUCAUUUCCAAAGGUCUACACACAUGCGAAGACAUAUGGAUGUGUACUUCUCGAACCAAUGCAUGGGUCUUUAGCAGCCAAUCAAACUGUUCGUCUGAGACUGCGGUCGAAGAAUCUGAAACGAAUUAUGGUAAAUAAUGAUGUCCAUGAAAAGAAGUCUGGGGAUUUGUUUGAUAUCUCUUUUGAGGCACCUGGAAAAGGGUUUGUGGGUGUGUUUGGGACACCGGAUCAAGAAGGGAACAAAUUUGAUGGACUGUACGAGUACACCAUUAGCUGAUUCACAUGACACAACUCUCAAUAAGUCUUCCUGUGCAUGUUACGUCCGUACAUGUAACCUCACUGUGUCAUGGGUGAGCGAGCGAAUGCACAUCGACGAAGUUCGCUCUCAAAUACGAUUCACGCUGUGAUAUAACUUGUAUACUGAUCAAACCAUAAACAUCUAAUUCACUCACAAAUGAUGGUUGUGGUCAGCAGCAGUUAUCGCCAAGAUUUGGACCAAGAACGAUUUGACGUAACGUCACUCAAAACUGGCUUACUUUUGUCAUUGCGUUUACCGUGCACACUCACAAACUCAGUCAUUGGUGAUCAUGGUCAGUCAGAGUGCAAUAACGCAACUAGAGUGCUGAUUGACAUGUUUUCUUUAUAUUGGACUCUUGUCCAGCUUGUAAGUUCAUUUCCGGAAUAAAUGUGUUGAAAAAGUG
This is a messenger RNA of Haliotis rubra (blacklip abalone), 2650 nucleotides long. Its product is annotated as kyphoscoliosis peptidase-like. The record is from RefSeq and is a predicted model, not a curated record. Lineage: Eukaryota; Metazoa; Mollusca; Gastropoda; Lepetellida; Haliotidae. The transcript is spliced from 4 exons. The coding region runs from base 169 to 2226 and encodes 685 amino acids.